CUUUGUAUUUGAAUAUAGGUUAGGUAACACGAAUCCAAUGAACAUAAUGACCACAGAAGAUCCAGCAGACCAAUCAGAUUUAAUUUGCGUAGAAGAAAGUCUUAUGAGUUUAGAGAAACUAGAUAGAGCAUCGCCAGAUUUAUGGCCUGAACAAAUUCCAGGUGUAAAUGAAUUUGUAGCUCAAAAUUCACCUCAAACAGAACCAUCAUCUUGGGCUGCAGGUCUUACACCAGAUGACAUAAAUCAAUUGCAUCAUUUAGGUAAUUUGUCAAUGGGUGGUUUAAUAUCCGAGGUUAAAAAAUUACACGAUAUGGCAUAUCAGUUAGGAUUGGAAGAAGCAAAAGAGAUGACCCGUGGAAAAUAUUUAAACAUUUUCAAGCAUAAAUAACAGAUAUUUUCUAAUCCAUCUUGUGUAUUUCUGUACAUUCACAAAGACUGUUGGGAAGUUGCGAUUCAUGUUACAGUUGGAACCAUAUGAUAAAAUGCCUAACUGAAAAUUAUAUUGGCACAAUUGUAGUUUUAUAAAUAUAUAAUUUAGUAGGAGUUCAUAAAAUAGUAAGUAAAUAUUAUUAUUACCAAAAAAUAUGUAUUUCCUUGUUUGAAUAAAAGGGGACUUCCAUUAUAUCCUGAA
Messenger RNA from Frieseomelitta varia, 631 nucleotides. RefSeq names its product protein lin-52 homolog (gene lin-52). Lineage: Eukaryota; Metazoa; Arthropoda; Insecta; Hymenoptera; Apidae. The coding region runs from base 38 to 388 and encodes 116 amino acids. Gene Ontology annotation, biological process: regulation of DNA-templated transcription. The record is from RefSeq and is a predicted model, not a curated record. The transcript has 5 exons. Gene Ontology annotation, cellular component: DRM complex.